Messenger RNA from Paramecium pentaurelia, 866 nucleotides. Lineage: Eukaryota; Ciliophora; Oligohymenophorea; Peniculida; Parameciidae. The record is from the annotation of a GenBank genome assembly.
AAUGACAUCAUCAAGAAUCUUGUUGCUCGUUCUUGUCGCUACAGCAUCUGCUUUCACAUAUAAUGAGGCAAUUGCUAAAGAGUAUGCAGCAUUGUCUUUUGCUUCCUAUUGUCCAAAUGCAGCAAUCCAUAAUUGGUCUGUUGGCUAUGUUAGUAGAUCAUAUCCAGAUUUGACAAACAUUGAAGUUUUUGAGAAUCUUGUUAGUGUAAGACUUGAAUAUUAAUUUAUAGGGAACAAAAGGAUAUAUUGCAUAUAACAAAAAAGAAUCAGCUAUUGUAGUUAUUUUCAGAGGAUCAUCCAAUAUUCAAAACUGGAUUGAAAACAUUUCUUUUGGAAAAACAGAUUAUAAUACAGCAUGUAAAUGCAAAGUACACACUGGAUUCCAUGAUGCUUUCUUGUCUCUUAAACCAAAACUUGAUACAUUAUUCCCAGGAUAUGUUACUAAAUACCCAUAUGCUGCUAUCCAUGUUGGUGGACAUAGCUUAGGUGGUGCCAUGGCUACAUUAUAUGCCUUAUAAUUAGCUGAAUAAGGAAAAACAGUUCAUUUGUUCAGUUAUGGUUCACCAAGAGUAGGAGAUCCAGAUUUCUAUGAUUGGUUCACUAAAUAUACAAAAAUAACUCAUUUCAGAGUUGUACACUAAAAUGACACUGUUCCUCAUGUAUAAAAAAUAUAUAUAUUAUAUAGCUUCCAUUAUAUGCUAUGGGAUUCUAUCAUUAAGAUAGAGAAAUCUGGUAUCAUGAUGGAACUCACACUGUUUGUGCAGCCACUAGAGGAGAAGAUAAAACUUGCUCAUACACUGUCAAAUCUACUUCUAAUGCUGAUCAUAGCACUUACAUUGGAUUAAGUUCAUCAGUUGAUUGCUGAU